AUUUGAGAAUAUUACAACUGUGAUUUGAAAAAAAGAGAAACAAUUAUUGGACCUCAAACAAACAAGAAGAUACUGUUCGUUGAGGUAAAAUGGAAGUCCUUAGAUUUUUUUAUUGAUGACUGGGAUGAGCAGAAGAAGCGAAGGGCUGGAGAGAGACAUGCGGGGGAGACAAGGGGCCACUACGCCCAGAGAGAAAAGAGAAGGAGAAGGAAGGUGGGGUCUCCAUUUUUGUUUUCUCAGCUGAUUGGUCUGUGACUGGUUCUAUCUAUCGUCACCUGCUUUUUUUGCAGAAAGGUGUUGGUGGCUAAAGGGAUUACUUAGAUCUCGCGUUUGUGUAGAUCUAGCCCGUGGAGAAAACUGCUCUGUUUCCGUGAAUUACAACUGUAAACCAGUUUUGGAUUUGGAUUUUUUUAGUGAAAGAGGUAACUGAGAGGAAAAGGUGAGUUGGCGGGAGGCAAUGGAGGUAAGUGCUGGAUUGGUGGCUGGCUCUCACAACCGGAACGAGCUUGUUGUCAUCCGUCGAGACGGUGACUCUGUCCCAAAGCCGGCGGAGCAGUUACGCGGGCAAAUUUGCCAUAUAUGCGGGGACGACGUGGGGUUGACGACUGACGGAGAGCCGUUCGUCGCCUGCAACGAAUGUGCUUUUCCCAUCUGCAGGACUUGCUACGAGUACGAGAGGAGAGAAGGCAAUCAAGUCUGUCCCCAAUGCAAGACCAGAUUCAAACGUCUCAAGGGCUGUGCUAGAGUCGAGGGAGAUGAAGAAGAAGACGACAUCGAUGACUUGGAGAAUGAGCUCAAUUUUGAUGGAGGGACUAGACAGGAGUUGCAGAAUGGUGUUUUUGCUGAUGCAGUGCUUCAUACCCACCUGGGCUAUGGCCGAUUCUCCGACUCAAAUCUCCCUUAUGCAGCUAACGAAAUUCCUCAACUUCCUCUUCUUACUAACGGUCAAAUGAUUGAUGAUAUCCCGCCCGAACAACAUGCCUUGGUUCCUUCUUCACUCGUGGGUGGUGGAGCCAAAAAGAUCCAUCAUCCUUUUCCCCAUUCAGAUUCUGUGCAACCCAGAUCCAUGGAUCCUUCCAAGGACUUGGCUGCUUAUGGUUAUGGAAGUGUUGCCUGGAAAGAGAGAAUGGAGAGCUGGAAGCAGAAACAAGAAAAGUUGCAUAUGAUGAAAAAUGAAAGUGGCGGCAAAGAUUGGGAUAAUGAUGGUGAUGGCCCUGAUCUCCCUCUUAUGGAUGAGGCAAGACAACCAUUGUCAAGAAAGCUGCCUAUCCCAUCAAGCCAACUCAACCCAUACCGCAUGAUCAUCAUAAUUCGACUUGUGGUCCUUGGAUUCUUUUUCCACUAUCGAAUCACACACCCUGUUACUGAUGCCUAUAUACUGUGGCUUGUAUCUGUUAUUUGUGAGAUUUGGUUUGCUAUUUCAUGGAUUCUCGAUCAAUUCCCUAAGUGGCUCCCUAUUGAGAGGGAAACUUAUCUAGACAGGUUGUCCUUGAGAUAUGAGAAAGAGGGCCAGCCUUCUCAACUCGCUGCAGUUGAUAUAUUUGUGAGUACAGUUGAUCCGUUAAAAGAGCCCCCAUUGGUGACAGCAAAUACAGUUCUAUCAAUUCUUGCAGUAGAUUAUCCUGUUGACAAAGUUUCAUGUUAUGUUUCUGAUGAUGGAGCUGCCAUGCUGACAUUUGAGGCACUUUCAGAAACAUCUGAAUUUGCAAAAAAAUGGGUACCUUUCUGUAAAAAAUUUAAUAUUGAGCCACGGGCACCAGAGUGGUAUUUUACUCAAAAGAUUGACUAUCUCAAAGAUAAGGUUCUGCCAUCAUUUAUCAGGGAAAGAAGAGAAAUGAAGCGAGAGUAUGAAGAGUUUAAAGUUCGAAUCAAUGCCUUAGUUGCCAAGGCUCAAAAAGUUCCGGAAGAAGGGUGGACAAUGCAGGAUGGCACCGCGUGGCCGGGAAAUAAUGUUCGUGAUCAUCCUGGGAUGAUUCAAGUUUUUCUAGGGCAAAGUGGAGGACAUGAUACAGAUGGAAAUGAAUUACCACGCCUGGUGUAUGUCUCUCGAGAAAAGAGGCCGGGUUUUAAUCAUCAUAAAAAAGCUGGGGCAAUGAAUUCACUGGUCAGGGUCUCUGCAGUACUUACAAAUGCACCUUAUCUGUUGAAUUUGGAUUGUGAUCACUACAUUAACAACAGUAAGGCUCUCAGAGAAGCCAUGUGUUUCAUGAUGGAUCCACUCGUAGGAAUAAGGGUGUGCUACGUCCAGUUCCCACAAAGAUUUGAUGGUAUCGACAAGAAUGAUCGAUAUGCAAACCGAAACACUGUAUUCUUUGAUAUUAAUAUGAAGGGUUUGGAUGGCAUUCAAGGACCUAUUUAUGUUGGGACUGGAUGUGUAUUCAGAAGGCAGGCACUUUAUGGUUAUGAUGCUCCAAAACCAAAAAAAACAGCUACCAGGACGUGCAACUGCUUGCCUAAGUGGUGCUGUUGUGAAUCCUGUUGCUCUGGAAGGAGAAAGAAGAAGAAGACUAACAAACCUAAAAAUGAGCUGAAGAAAAAGAAUUCAAGAAAAGGAGAUAUUGAAGCAUUAGCACUUAUACCCUCCAUGGAAGGUGUUGAGGGAGGCAUUGAAGGGACUGGAAGUGAAGAUUUUUCUGUUAUGUCUGAGAAGAAAUUAGAAAAUAAAUUUGGACAAUCUCCAGUUUUUGUGGCAUCCACCCUGCUAGAGGAUGGUGGAAUGCUGAGAAGUGCCAGCCCUGCGUCUCUUCUAAAAGAAGCCAUCCAUGUCAUCAGCUGUGGCUAUGAAGACAGAACAGAAUGGGGCAAAGAGGUCGGAUGGAUUUAUGGCUCAGUUACAGAGGAUAUUUUGACAGGUUUUAAGAUGCAUUGCCAUGGAUGGCGGUCCAUCUAUUGCAUUCCUGCUAGGCCAGCAUUUAAAGGGUCUGCCCCCAUCAAUCUUUCUGAUCGUUUGCAUCAGGUUCUGCGUUGGGCUCUUGGAUCCAUUGAAAUAUUCUUGAGCAGGCAUUGUCCAAUUUGGUAUGGUUAUGGAGGGGGAUUAAAGUGGCUAGAGCGUCUGUCUUACAUAAAUGCUACUGUAUAUCCAUGGACAUCAAUUCCUCUGCUGGCAUAUUGUACGCUCCCUGCUGUGUGCUUGUUGACAGGGAAGUUCAUCACACCAGAGCUAAGCAAUGCGGCUAGCUUGUGGUUUUUGUCACUCUUCAUUUGUAUUUUUGCAACAAGUAUAUUGGAAAUGAGAUGGAGUGAAGUUGGAAUUGAUGAAUGGUGGAGGAAUGAACAAUUUUGGGUGAUUGGAGGGGUGUCAGCACACCUGUUUGCCGUAUUCCAGGGACUUCUGAAAGUUUUAGCUGGUGUUGAUACCAACUUCACCGUGACCUCAAAAGCAGGGGAUGAUGAAGAUUUCUCAGAGCUAUAUGCAUUUAAGUGGACUACAUUGCUUAUCCCCCCCACCACAUUGUUGAUAAUAAACCUGGUAGGAGUUGUUGCUGGUGUCUCAAAUGCGAUAAACAAUGGGUAUGAUUCAUGGGGGCCUCUGUUUGGUAAGCUCUUCUUUGCAUUUUGGGUGAUUGUUCACCUAUACCCUUUCCUCAAGGGUCUGCUGGGUCGGCAGAACAGAACUCCUACAAUUGUCAUUGUCUGGUCAAUUUUACUUGCUUCCAUUUUCUCCCUUCUAUGGGUUCGAAUUGAUCCAUUCUUGGCCAGAUCAAAUGGUCCAGUUCUUGAGGAAUGUGGGUUGGAUUGUAAUUAUUAGUGCAUUUAUUCUCAGCGUGAUUGGCUGGUGGGGAAGAUGAUGUGUGUUACUUUUGUCUUUGAGGAAAUUCAGAGGAGUUUCAACCAUAGGUCCUCCGGUUAAUAAGCCUUUUGUUACAUAAACCAGAACAUGCAGCUUGAUUCUUCAUUAGUAGGGUUUAAUGAAGAGAGAGUAGAGUGGAAUUAUUAUUUGGGUCUCUCUCCCGUUGUUUGGCAAUAAAAGCAGGCCGUCUUGAUACAUGUAAAAAUCGAGAAGGAGAUGACCAUGUCCCCGUGUUUAUUGUUAGUUCUGUACCUGAAGGUUGCUGCAAAAUGAUAAUGUAGCUUAUAUUGUAUUGUUUUUGUAACGAACAAAGCUUAGUAAUGAACAAAGCUUAGGAAUAAAGAGAAAAUGGUGCGAUUCAAUGUA
Messenger RNA from Carica papaya (papaya), 4156 nucleotides. NCBI's taxonomy places the organism in Eukaryota, Viridiplantae, Streptophyta, Magnoliopsida, Brassicales, Caricaceae. The record is from RefSeq and is a predicted model, not a curated record.